AGGUCACGUCUCGUUUCCUGUUUGGGGUCGGCGGUCGGCGAUUUCUUCUAUUCUCUAUGGCCGGUGCCCGGGCGCUGGGCGAAAGUGGCGUGGGUGGUGUAGCCGCCAUGGACUAUUCAGUACACGAGGCUUGGAACGAAGCCACCAACAUUUACUUACUGGCGGUGCUGGCCAGCUUGGCCCUGUUGGUGUACGCCCGCAGAAAUAAGAGGAAGAUUAUGAGGAUUUUUACAUUACCUCCAACUGUAGAAAUAUCUGAACCAAAUUUUUAUGACAGCAUGAAAAAAGUCCGUCUUCGGCAGCAAUUAGAGAUGUAUUCUAUUGCAAGGAAAUAUGACCACCAGCAGCAACCACAGAAACAGACUGAUAGUGUACAGCUUUUGGUGGAAUGAAGUUUUGAAUAUUUGCUGAGGAUGCCAGAGCAUUGAUGAUAAUCAUUUGCAGUGCAACUUUAAUGGUAUAUAAUAUUUUUUAAAAUGUGCACUAAUUGCAUAAACUAUGUUUUGACUAUAGACUCUGAAUUUGUGUGUUACUCUAAUAAUGGUUCUCUAACAUCUGAAAAAUACAGUAAUCUAUUCCAGUCUUAUUUCUUAAUUUGUAUUCAUUCCCAAUAAAAAUAUGAGUACGGAGAUGAUCACUGCGGUUCCUGCAGUUGUUUCAAGUCUUCAUUUAAAGAGGGAUAGAGGCACAUACUAUUUGAUGUGGCAUAAUGCUGCAAGUAAUUCAACUACUUCUAUAAAUGAACAGUUUCACGUAGUGGGACUUUUAAUAAACACUGCACUCAGUGAGGCAGAUAUAUUGAAUUGUAAUGUGCAACUGAAUAUGCAUAAAAAGAUGAAAAGUUUAGGAAAAGUAUUUCUGUAUACAGCAAUUAGAACAGAAAUUAGAGUAAAGAACAAACAGUUCAUUCUAUCAGUAUGAUGAAAAAGAAUAUUUUUGCACUUAUCCUUUUAAUUGUUUCCCUUUUAUUCUCUCUAUUGAAUUCUGAAAUUAUAAUUUAAGAAAUCUUCAUCUGAUAAAUGACUAUACACGGUAGUAGUAGUUGUAGUAUUUUAUGAGUGGAGUGCAACUUAACAUUUUAGACCUACAGCUGGAAUGCUAAAAGAGGAUUAUAUAAGUUGGAAUUCAGAUAACAGCACUAUUUUUGUCAGUGAAGACUAGACUUAUAAAGAUAAAUAUUAAUUAUUUGUUGAUUUAUCAAACACAUCAAGCAAAAUUAACAGUGGAAAUAGAAAAUCAUUAAAUGCUUAAAUAUUUGCAGUAUAUUUUAUUUGGGCAUGUCUGAAAAUUUGAAGGUUUUAGUUGAUUGUAUUUUAAUUUACAUCUUAAACAUGGACAGUAUUUUUUUCAAUAAUAGACAAUAAUUUUGGUUAUUAAAUGGCCAGUUCUCUCUCUCCUAAUGUCUUUGUAAGUUUAACUUCUGAAUAUAGCAACAGUUGCUAAAUUUUGCAACCACUAAUUCCAAUUCUGAGAUUCUUUGGGUGCAGCACUAAAAUAAUUGUUACACCAAAAGGCGAUUGACCAAUUAGAUUGCAGAAAGGUUAGAGUAAUAUAUUUUUUCAUACUGUUUUGAUUAGUACCAUGUAAUUAUUCUUAUGAGGAUUUCUUUCUGUAUUCUUUGUAGUACAGUCCAGAUGAUUUAAAUCUGAAUAUAAGCUUUAAACUUAUACUAGUGUAAUCAUAAAAGAUGCCUGUCAUACUAUUAAGAAAUGAUGCUCACAUUUGAAGUUGCAAGAAUUGUCCCCCAUUUGCACCGAUGGUAUUAACUUUAUGAGCCAUCUGAACAAUGUAGUAGAAAUAGAAGACAACUGAAAUAAAUACAUUUCUCAUAGUUGACCUGAUCUGUACACCUUGCUAAGUUAUGGUGUUUGUUUUUCUAGUUGUCUUUGAAUUAUGUCAAAAUACAUCCUGUAUUUUACUAAAGUACAUCCUUUUUAUGUUCUGUAUGUGAUAUAUUUGAAAAUAACACUACUUUCCUUGUACCAUUAAAUCCGUUAAAUAC
This is a messenger RNA of Protobothrops mucrosquamatus (brown spotted pit viper), 2002 nucleotides long. RefSeq names its product small integral membrane protein 19 (gene SMIM19). The coding region runs from base 57 to 392 and encodes 111 amino acids. The transcript is spliced from 3 exons. NCBI's taxonomy places the organism in Eukaryota, Metazoa, Chordata, Lepidosauria, Squamata, Viperidae. The record is from RefSeq and is a predicted model, not a curated record.